Messenger RNA from Peronospora matthiolae, 417 nucleotides. NCBI's taxonomy places the organism in Eukaryota, Oomycota, Peronosporomycetes, Peronosporales, Peronosporaceae. The record is from the annotation of a GenBank genome assembly.
AUGCAGGGUCUUGCGGAUGGUCCCGUCAAGACUCACCUGUUCCGACUUGAACUAGAUUCACUAGAACAAGCCAUAUUUAUUGCGGAACAGGAAGACUUCAGUCUGAGACAGGCUCGCGCCAGCUCGACAUCGUAUCUUCAACCGAGACGAUAUGACAACGGAGGUCCAGAGCCGAUGGAACUCUGUUAUGUAGAGAGCGAGAAGGCUCGCUCUACAGACUACAAGAAGUUGCAGAAAUGCAACCGAUGUCAGAAGACAGGACACUACGCUUACGAGUGUAGUGCCCCUCGUCCAGUGUCUCGCGACAAUGGGCGUAGUGACCGUCCACCCAUGAGAAAGGGGCAGGGACGCGGGUCCGCUGUUGGUGCAAAGAUGCAACAACGAGAUGGACCGUCAAAAAACGGACAGGAUCAGUAG